Messenger RNA from Kickxella alabastrina, 1968 nucleotides. RefSeq lists its product as uncharacterized. The record is from RefSeq and is a predicted model, not a curated record. NCBI's taxonomy places the organism in Eukaryota, Fungi, Kickxellomycota, Kickxellomycetes, Kickxellales, Kickxellaceae. The transcript has 4 exons. Gene Ontology annotation, molecular function: protein kinase activity. The coding region runs from base 1 to 1968 and encodes 655 amino acids. Gene Ontology annotation, biological process: protein phosphorylation.
AUGUCUGAGUUAACUCCACCGGCCGAAACAGGGAAGAGCAAAACGGACGGCACUUUCCAAACGUCCACUGAAAGUCAAACCAAGGCGGACCUGCCGCCAGGGGAAUGGGAGACCGACGACGUACGUGAUAAGCGCCGUCAACGGCUGCUGAAAUGCCUCGGCGAUAACAUAUUGCACAACUAUCCGUUUGCUAAGUUUGUCAAAUCACUAGGUGUGAAAGAGCAGUAUAAUCGGUUUAUCAAGGAUUGGCCUGAUCUCUUCCUCAGAAUAGCCAGGGGGUCGCCAGUGGCUAAUAGCAGAGGCAUCAUAGCCAAUACACGCCGCUUGAAUGCCAGACUCAGUAAUUUGCCCAUUACUGACGUCUUCAUAUCUCAUCCAAAGUUGAUGGGGCUGACUAGGGAAGCUCGUUUGGUCAAAUAUUUUACCCUUCUCUUCAACAAGAUGGUCAAUGUGGUUCGUGUUGCAAAUGAAGAUAUUCCAGCAGGCAGAACUCCAAUCCCAAGCUGCAGGGUUAGCCUGAAGGACCAUCAGAGUGAUGUUAUACAAGCCACUCCACAUAAGCCAGCUAUUGCAUUUUACCACAACUACACAACACGGGACAUUCAUUCCGUCCAUGCUAUACUCGAGGCCAAGGCGGAUCCAAACCCCAGCAGAACCCCAGAGGAUAUUCAUGGCCAGCUUGCAGAUUAUGGCCAUUUGCUUAAUUAUAGGCAGCCAACGCGCACAUUUGCACCUGUCUUCUACCUCCAUGGACACCUCCUGACGCUCCAUGCAUAUUAUCGUGACAAACUGCAUUUCUGUAACGUCUCAGAGGAAUCUGACUUUUUCAUUUUUUCAAAGAAAGUCGAUGUGGAGAGCAAGGGCGAUUCGAAGAUUGAGGUCUUAUUCUCGGUUUCCAAGGAUGUCAAGGAUGGUGAGGAUGUUGCUUCUUCAUUUCGAUUUGAGGAGACAAUAGCACGUUAUUCAUACAUGGUUGGGCGCCAUGUUCAUUUACUCAAGAGGACUUACAAAGACCAUGCUGCUGUGCUGAAGCUUUCCUGGACCCCAGUCAAUCGUUUGCCUGAGGGCGCUGCAUACGCCAUCCUCAACAAGAGACCAGUUGAAUGUAUUCCAGAGGUCUUUUUGAAGGGUCUGCUCAUCAGCAACCUUAAUGGAUACCAACUGGAGUUUGUGCUCAUGGAGUACUGUGGCCAGUCAAUGGCCAAGUAUCUUAAAGACAAGGCCAACGAUCAAAAAGAUGAGCUGGUUCCUGGCUUUGUCAAGCAGCUGACCCUGUGCCUUGCCCAGCCAAAUGAAAUUGGUCUCCUGCACAGGGACAUCUCGGCAAGAAAUGUGUGCAUCAAAAACGACAAGGUAUUAUUGGCUGGGGAUGCUGCCAGGGACACUGACCCAACUCAGCUCAAACACAUUGAGAUUGCCGAGCAGUGGGAGUUCAAUGCAACAACAGUGGGACGGGUGGAGGUGGCCAAAGACCCAUUUAUAGGGACGCUACUUUUCAUGGGAAUUGCCAUUCUCAGCAGAAACCCCAUCCAGGGAAUCCUUGAUGACUUGGAGAGUAUUUUCUAUGUCAUUAUGGAUGCAGCGCGCCCAGCUUAUACUGAGAGGGAUGACGUUCAGGGGUUCAAGUUCCUGGACUCUUCAUCCCUUGCCAUUAUAAGGUGGGGUUUGAUCCAAGAGGAUGCUGUCUUGCUGGAGGAGUUUGGUGUUAAAAAUAUUAGCCCUAGGCUCAUAAAGCUCAUUCGUGUGAUGCGCCAGUUCCUGUUUGAAUCAGAAAACAAGAUUAUGACCCACCAGCUCUGGUCGAGCAAUAAAUUUGUUCGAUGGGCCAACUGGGAUGCUGCUCCUGAGUUUAUGCACCCCAAGGCGAUUGAGCUCCUUAAAGAUGAUAUUGGACAACUUAAGCGGCCAGCUGGGGACGAGGACAAGGACAAUGCUGAGCCAUCACUCAGCAAAAAGCCUAUAAUUUAG